AUGGGUCAACUGCUUUGUAUGAUGAGUAUGGCACAAUUUUAUUGAUAUUCCAGCCUAAUAAUAUUUUCCCUGAAGCUACAACUUUGUAUGAUACUCUUGUUACUAUCACAUUUCCAUAUGAUGGAACGACCCAGUUUUUCCCUAAAAACUCUGCAGGGCUGAUUCAGUGCAGAAUGCAAAAAUAUCCACCGUUUAUGCAGUAUGGGUAUUUUGGAAGGCUAUGUGAAUGGACAGCUGGGCCACCUGACGUAG
Blepharisma stoltei is the source of this 252-nucleotide messenger RNA. NCBI's taxonomy places the organism in Eukaryota, Ciliophora, Heterotrichea, Heterotrichida, Blepharismidae. The record is from the annotation of a GenBank genome assembly.